AUGCAGGACUUUGACGUCUACGUGGGCGACCUUAGUUCGAGCUCAACUGGUGAAGCUAAGGACGUGUUACGAGUGCUGAUCCGAGGAGAUCGUGCUUGCCACUCGGCCAUGCAAUGUGAGCUGGACAUGGACAAGGUCCUGAUGCUGCUGCGGGUCGCCCUCUUCGAGCCGGAGGGAAAGGCAGGUGCCGGCCUCUACGGCACUGCCGAUCGGGAGUUGCUUGAGCUGCGGUUUUGCAGGCAGGGCGCGAGACACGCUGUUCCGAAGUUGUGCGGCAAGGCGCGAGACACGCUGUUCCACCGCUUGCGCGGGUGCCCGUGCGUGCAGGCAGAGCGCCAGGCGCUCUCGUGCGAGCGGACUGCGCAGCCCGGCAGCCCGCCGUCCCCGCGCGGCGGGCAGGUGUCCGUUGGCAGCCACGUCGUGGUGCGCGAGGGGCGCCACUUCUCCGCGUUCGACGACGGGGACCAGGGCGUGGUGCUGAGGGUGGACCCUGAGGCGCAGAACUGCCACGUGCUCUUCGCCGGCCGCUCGGAGGCGGUGCCGGUGGCGCUGCGGCACCUGCGGCCGGUCAGCUCCGCGGGCGCGUCGUCGUCGACGCCGAGGGCAGGCGACGGAGCCCGGACCGUGGCCGGCGGUGCGCGCCGCGGGCUGCACGGGCGCCCCCGCUCUGCCGUGGCCGCGCUGGGCAGCGGCGGCGCACGCUGCCAGGAGGCCAGGCAAGCCCCGUGGCGCUUCGCGGACGGCACGGCGUCGGCCCCAGGGCGCGCGCGCGUCAGGCGACGCCCGCGCUGGAAGGAGGGGGGG
Messenger RNA from Prorocentrum cordatum, 804 nucleotides. Lineage: Eukaryota; Dinophyceae; Prorocentrales; Prorocentraceae. The record is from the annotation of a GenBank genome assembly.